GCGGCUGGAAGGUAUCAUUCAGUGCAGUGCAGCAGCAUUCGAAGCAGCUUCUAGUGAUCCACUCUCCAAACCCUCCAACAACAAACCAAUCAACAUGAAGACCUUUGUCGCUAUCGCCGUUAUCGCUCUGGCCGCUGGAGCUUGGUCCCUGACCAUCGAGCAGCAGAAGAAGGCCGAGGCGUACGGUGCCGAGUGCGUCAAGAGCACCGGCGUGGCCCCCGAGUCGGCCGUCAAGCUGCGCAAGGGUGACUUCUCCGGCACGGACGACAAGACCAAGUGCUUCGCCAAGUGUGUCCUGGAGAAGGCCGGCUUCAUGAACGCCGCCGGGGACGUCCAAGAAAAGACCGUCGUCGAGAAGCUGUCGAUCGACCACGACAAGAGCAAGGUCGAGGCCACCCUGAAGAAGUGCAACCAGAAGGGCGCCAACCCGUGCGACACCGCCUUCAAGGUGUACGAGUGCUUCUACAACACCAAGGCCGGACUUGUCUAAGAAGAAUGAUGAUCGGACGAACUAGCAGUGCUGUGAUGGUUUGAAAACGGAGAGUGCUUUUAAGUGUGUUCCCAUUUGGGGGCAUUACUGUUAAAAUUGUUGUUGAUUUAAUAUUUAUUUAUUAAAAUCAAGUUUAGAUCCUA
This is a messenger RNA of Culex quinquefasciatus (southern house mosquito), 633 nucleotides long. RefSeq names its product general odorant-binding protein 56d. The coding region runs from base 95 to 490 and encodes 131 amino acids. The transcript has 2 exons. Gene Ontology annotation, biological process: sensory perception of smell. Gene Ontology annotation, molecular function: odorant binding. The record is from RefSeq and is a predicted model, not a curated record. NCBI's taxonomy places the organism in Eukaryota, Metazoa, Arthropoda, Insecta, Diptera, Culicidae.